ACGUAAUUAAUUAAUUCAGUUCAAAGAUUCGGAGACGGAGCAAAACCCUAAAGGGUUCUUGCAAGAAGCAGUCGCCGCCGGAUUGAUUGAUCUCAGCCGUUAAAUUCUACCUCCCCUUCCCCUCACUCCUUGUCUCCUUAACCGAAAGCUCACCGGGUUCCUGUCUUCCUCUCUCUCUUUCCGUUUUCGGGCGUCACUUUUCCGGACAAUAAAUUUCUCGCUGGAAUUGUGCUCGAACGCUGAUGACGAUGAUAGCUGGGUAGUUUAUUUAUGGGUUCGAGCUCGAAUUUUUCGGUCGAACGAUCAGUGGAAGUUUAGCAUAUGAUCAGCUCCAAAAAGUGGAGAUGCGUGAUUAAUUAGCUGGAGAGACCAAUGUUGGGUAACAGCGAAGGAUCGUUUGGAGAUGAGCUGGAGAAGGAGAUAGGGAUGCUGCUCCAGGAGCGGAGAAGGCAGGACGCUGAUGAUCGGGAGCGCGAGCUUAACAUUUACCGAAGUGGGUCCGCCCCGCCCACCGUUGAGGGUUCAUUAAGUGCAGUCGGAGGGUUGUUCGGAGGAGGCGGUGGCGCAGCGUUCCCGGAGCUCGAGGCGAAUGGGUUUGCAUCUGAGGAGGAGCUUAGGUCUGAUCCUGCUUAUCUCUCUUAUUACUAUUCUAACGUAAACCUGAACCCACGGCUGCCUCCGCCUUUGCUCUCGAAGGAGGAUUGGAGGUUCACCCAGAGGCUCAAGGGAGGGGGACCGGUGUUAGGUGGGAUAGGAGAUAGGAGGAAGGCGAAUAAUAGUAGACCUGAUAAUGGUGUAGGGAGGUCCUUGUUUUCUACACCCCCUGGGUUCGAUUCAAAGAAACCCAUUAAUGAUUCUGAGCUGGAGAAGGGUCAUGGCUUGACCGACUGGGGCAAUGAUGGAUUGAUCGGUUUGUCCGGAUUAGGGCUAGGAAAUAAGCAAAAGAGCCUCACUGAAAUCUUUCAGGGCGACUUAGGCUGUGCAGCACCAGUCACUGGGCACCCUUCUCGUCCAUCGAGCCGAAAUUGCUUCGAUGAAAAUGUUGACAAGAUCAGCUCUGCCGAGGCUGAGCUGGCAAAGUUGCGGCGGGAAUUGACCUCUUCAGAGUCUUUGAGGUGCACUGGAAAUGGUCACAGUUCCUCCGCAUCCCAGAACAUGGGUUCUAGUUCUUCAUACUCUUAUGCAGCAGUCCUCGGUUCUUCAUUGUCCCGAAGCAAUACGCCUGAUCCUGUGAUUGCUCGGGCUCCAAGCCCCUGUCUUACUCCUAUUGGAGGAGAGAGAGCUGCCGCUGCAGAGAAGAGAUCCAUGACUGUUUCUCACUCUCUUAAUAACCUCUCUUCCACCCUCAACGAAUCUGGAAAUUUAGCUGCGGCUCUAUCGGGACUGAACCUGUCAACUAAUGGUGCACUGGACGGAGAAAAGAUUCUAAAGCCACAAGUUGAAAUGAAACCCGAUAAUAAUCAUCGGGAAUCCUCCUUCGGUGUACAGGGCACUCAGAGUCACGCUAAACAACAUACUUAUUUAAGGGAGGCCUCUUCUGGGCAUCUAAAUAUUGAAGGCGGAUCAGAAGCAAACAGAACCUUUUUAGCUGAUCGCCACGUCGAAAAAUCUUCUGCUGCUUCUGCUUCUAGAAGCUCUUACAUGAAAGGAUCACCCACCUCUAUUUCUAAUGGUGGAGGCCACUUGGCUGCGCAAUAUCAAGUUAUGGGCAGUCCAAAAGCAUCAUUUGAUAAUUACAGCCUGGGCUGUUUCUCCUUAGAAUCUGCAUUGUCAGGACAACUAGGAACAGGAAAUCUUCCUCCCCUAUAUGAGAAUGUUGCUGCAGCCUCUGCUUUUGGAGGGGGUCUAGCUUCUGGAUCGAACAUGGCCGCUGCGUCAGAAUCCAGUAAUCUGAGUCGAAUGGCAAGCCAAAUUUCAGGUGGUGGAGCUCUUCAGGCACCUUUUAUGGACCCCAUGUACCUUCAAUAUCUGAGGACCAGUGAAUAUGCUGCACAAUUGGCGGCUCUUAACGAUGCCUCAGGAGAUAGGAACUACUUGGGGAACUCUUACUUGAAUGUUCUGGAGAUGCAAAAGGCUUAUCUGGGAUCACUGGAAUCACCUCAGAAGUCCAUGUAUAAUGUCCCCUUGAGUAGUAAAACGGCUGGUUCGAAUCACCAUGGUUUUUACAGUAAUCGAGCUUUUGGUGGUGGAGUUUCAUAUCCAGGAAGUCCAUUAGCGAAUCCUCUAAUUCCAGAUUCUCCGGUAGGGCCUGGAAGUCCAAUGAGGCACAAUGACUUUAUGCGUAUGAGGAACUUAGCUGGUUGGCAGUUCGAUGGAGGCUACAGCAUGAAUGAGAGCUUUGCAUCGUCUCUUCUGGAAGAAUUCAAGAACAACAAAACUAAAUGUUUUGAGCUCUCUGAGAUUGCAGGCCAUGUUGUUGAGUUCAGUGCUGAUCAGUAUGGGAGCAGAUUUAUCCAACAGAAACUUGAAACAGCGACCAUAGAAGAGAAAAACAUGGUUUAUCAGGAGAUCAUGGUGCAUGCUCUUAACCUGAUGACAGAUGUGUUUGGUAAUUAUGUUAUUCAAAAGUUCUUUGAGCAUGGACUUGCAUCUCAGAGGAGAGAACUCACCGGCAAAUUAUUUGGACAUGUAUUAUCGCUUAGCCUUCAGAUGUAUGGAUGUCGAGUAAUUCAAAAGGCCAUAGAAGUUGUUGAUUUAGACCAGAAAAUAAAUAUGGUUCAAGAGCUUGAUGGGCACAUCAUGCGUUGUGUUCGUGAUCAGAAUGGAAACCACGUUAUCCAGAAGUGCAUCGAAUGCAUUCCUGAAGAUGCUAUUGAUUUUAUUGUCUCAACAUUCUUUGAUCAGGUGGUGACCCUCUCCACACAUCCAUAUGGUUGUCGUGUGAUACAGAGAGUGUUGGAGCAUUGCAAAGACCAGAAUACACAGAGUAAAGUCAUGGAUGAGAUCUUAGGAUCUGUCAGCAUGCUCGCACAAGAUCAGUAUGGAAAUUAUGUGGUUCAGCAUGUACUCGAGCAUGGGAAACCACACGAGCGAUCUGCUAUUAUCAAGGAGUUGACUGGGAACAUAGUUGAGAUGAGUCAACAGAAAUUUGCAUCAAACGUCGUGGAGAAGUGCUUGGCAUUUGGUAGUGCUGCUGAGCGCCAGCUUAUGGUAGAUGAGAUGCUUGGAACAACCGAUGAGAAUGAGCCUCUUCAGGCAAUGAUGAAAGAUCAGUUUGGGAAUUAUGUUGUUCAGAAAGUGCUGGAGACAUGUGAUGAUCGUCAGAGAGAGUUGAUUCUUUCUCGGAUCAAAGUUCACCUAACUGCCCUGAAGAAAUACACUUAUGGAAAGCAUAUCGUAGCCCGUGUAGAGAAGCUUGUUGCUGCUGGGGAAAGAAGAAUGGCUGCUCAAUCUCUGAACACUGUAGGGAGUUAAUAGGAAAGGAAAUCGAGUUUGUACAGCUAACUGAGGUUGAGCUGAACAUGAGCUUCCUCUUCCUGUUUUCUCUUCCUUCGUGAGUUGUGGCUCUUACCUUGUAUCUUUUAGAAGAAAGUAUGAGCCAGUCGAUAAUAAAGUCGGUGCUUUUAGUGUAUGGAGAACUGUAAAUUAUUGUAGUUUCAGUUGAUAUACGUAUAAAAAUUGAGCGGAGACAAGGUGCUGGUGUUGAAUGUGCGCAUUUUUCAAGUGUAAAGAAAAUUACGUAAGGUGGGGCGAGGCUGUACAAAAGGUUUGCCAUGUGGAGAGCUGUUAAUAUGUUAGGCACGGCAGAAAUUUUCUAUAAAGUAUUGAAAUGACAUUUUCCUUUCAUGACA
Molecule: messenger RNA, 3791 nt
Organism: Punica granatum (pomegranate)
Lineage: Eukaryota; Viridiplantae; Streptophyta; Magnoliopsida; Myrtales; Lythraceae
Source: RefSeq, a predicted model, not a curated record